AUGAGCAAGGCAAAUAAUAUAUUUCUUGCCUUGUUCGUCAUUCGAUUGGCGCAACCAUUAACGAUUUUAGCAAUCGUUUUGAUUUCCACUUUACUCAAACCAACAGUGGAAUUGGCAAAAUUCAUCUUUGCUCCUAAUCCAAAUCAAAUAAGAUCUAUUGCCAAUUUACCCAUUCCGGGUGAGGUACCACAACCCAGAGAUGCCGUACCCGAACCAACACCAGUCAUCGUUCCUGUUCGAUCACGUAGAAGGAUAUUAACAUUCUUGGUUCUAUCUGCUUUGGCUGGUACAUACUUUGCAUCAGGCGUAUUCAUCGUUUUACGUGCACUCAUUCCGCCUCAAACAUGGACACCAUCUCAUCAAAGAUGGCAAAUGUUGGAUUGGCAAGCAUUGUUAGGCUUGAUUGCUUGGAGCUCUGUGGCAAUUGCGAUCGCAUAUGAAGAGUCUACUAGAGGACGGGGACAUUAUGGUCGAGGUAAAGCAGGCUGGUCAGCUCUCGUCGGUAUGACGGGAGAUAUUACCUUACUGGCAUUAUACCUCAAAAGCAGAUCUGCACCGAUUGAAGAUCUUCCGAAAAGCAAGCUUUGGGUUAUUGGUCAAUUAGCUUUGAUUUUUGUCAGAAUUGUAUUGCUCUACCCAAUGGUGUUCCUUGCCUUACGUUGGGAUAAAACAACAUUCGUCAGAGCAUCUGAAUUGGCACAACAAAUCAACAAUUUACCCAGCGAUGUAGGAAAUGCGGAAUCUAGCGGAACAACAGAACAAACAUCUUUAUUGCAGCCUCCAAGCAGCACAGUUGGAGGGCUUCCGACCGCCAAAUAUGGUGCCACAAGUCUUGGAGGGGUUCAAGCUGCACAUGGCAAACUUAGCUCCAGCAGUAAUGGUCAGCAAAGUGGAUCAGGAUCGCGAUCCCCAAAUCCAAACGCAGCAAAUGCUUCUAUGGGAUUGACACUUGCAGCACAGCCUCCUCCGCCUACUUUUGGUUUGUUCUUCCAACGUGUUCGGGCUCUUUUCCCUUAUCUCUGGCCUUCGCAAUCUGUGCAUCUGCAACUUUUGGCUCUGUUUUGCGUUGGCCUUUUGGCAGCAGGUCGUUUGGUGAACUUGCUUGUUCCUCUUACAUUGGGAAAGAUUGUCGAAGAUCUCUCAUCCGAGCGAGCGCCUUGGUGGCAUAUUGCCGCAUAUGCUUUUCUGAAAAUGCUGCAAGGAAGUGGUGGUCUUUUGGCUGUUUUGCAAGCCCUUGCUUGGUUGCCGAUUGAGCAAUUCAGCGAUCGAAGUAUCUCAAUUAUGGCAUUCGACCAUCUUUUGCACCUAAGUAUGGCUUUCCAUGCUCGCAGAAAGAUGGGUGAAAUUUUACGAAUCCUGGAUCGUGGUGCAGUGAUUUCUACGUUCUUCCAGUAUCUCACCUUCAACGUUAUUCCGAUCUUUGUCGAUAUCGCAGUUGCAAUGGUCUUUUUGGGAUCGAAAUUCGGAUGGGCUGUGGGUGUGGCAAUCUUUGCGGUGAUGUAUUUGUAUACGCAUGUUUCUGUCACAUUGACAACAUGGCGUACAGGUUUACGUCGUGAAGCUAACAACAAGGACAGUAUCUCACGAGCAAUUCAUGCUGAUGUGUUGAUCAAUUACGAAUUGGUCAAGGUACAUUCCAACGAACCGUACGAAUUGGACAGGUAUCGAGCAGCCUUGUUGGAUUAUCAACAAGCCGAUUAUCGAGUUACAGCUUCACUGAAUUUGCUCAACUUGGUUCAAAACAGUAUCAUCACUUCAAGUACUCUGGUCACCUGUUUGCUCGUUGCCAAAAGCGUGGUUGAGGGUCACACAAAAGCGAGCGACUUUGUGGUGUUUAUCACAUACUUGCAACAAGUUUACGUCCCAUUGAGCUUUUUGGGUACCUUGCACAGGGUAUUGAUGCAAAAUUUGGUGGAUACCGACAAAUUGAUGAAUCUCUUGGAAGAAGAAUCAGAUGUGAAAGAUGUACCUGGCGCAAAGGACCUCAUCGUUACCGAUGGAGUGAUCGAAUUCAAAGAUGUUGUCUUCAGUUAUGAUAACAAGAUCGAAGCGUUGAAAGGUGUAAACUUCAAAGUUCAUGCAAAUGAGAGUGGCGCUUUGGUAGGCGAAAGUGGAGCGGGAAAAAGUAGUAUCAUGAGACUGUUAUACCGCUUCUACGAUAUCCAACAAGGCACAAUUUUCAUUGACGGACAAGACAUUAGCAAGGUGAAACAAGCAAGUUUGCGAAAAGCGAUCGGAAUUGUGCCACAAGAGCCCGGAUUGUUCAAUACCAGCAUUUACCAGAACAUCCUGUACGGAAACAACUCUGCGUCUGAUGAAGAAGUAGAAGCAGCGGCCAAAGCAGCUCAAAUCUACGAUCGAAUCUUGUCAUUCCCGGAAGGAUGGAAUACAGUCGUUGGAGAAAGAGGAGUCAAAUUAUCGGGAGGUGAAAAGCAGAGAGUAGCUUUGGCGAGAACGUUUUUGAAAAACCCAAAGAUUUUAUUAUUAGAUGAAGCAACAAGCGCAUUGGAUACCCAUACGGAAAAGCAACUGCAACUCGCACUGAAAAAUAUCUUGCAAGGUAGAACAAGUCUAACAAUUGCUCAUCGGCUUAGCACAAUCGUCAAUUCGGAAAGAAUAAUCGUCUUGGAUAACGGUAGAGUAGUAGAGAACGGAAGUCACGUCGAUUUGAUUAAUGAAAACGGAUUGUACAAAGGUAUGUGGAUGCAACAAAUCAAGACAGACGAAGAAGCACGAAUGGCGGAACAGGAAGCAGAGAUUCCCAAAGUAGAUGCCACCACAAUCACAGUGGAUGUUCCCCAAGCAGAUCCUAUCACUGCAGAUCUCCCAAAGGAUGAUGCACCAAAAACUGAUCUCCCCAAAGCAGAGCCUCCCAAGGUGGAUACCCCCAGAGAAGACGCUCCGGAGGAGGAUGUACCCAAAGCGGAUCCACCAAAAGCAGUCCCACCGCCGAAAGCAGAUCCACCCAAAAGCGAUACUUCGAAAGAUGAUGCCCCUAAAGCCGUUAAAGCUGACAACAAAAAUCAAACGAGUCAAAUCGAAUUCGUAAAAGCUUCUCGGCUAGACUCCGAGGGUCCGACAAGUCGGGAAGGAUCAGCUGCACCGAGUGAAGCUUCGGGAACGCCAGGCAAAGAAAGAGAUAGAUUCAGGCAUCGCAUCACAUCUUUAAUUCGCAGUCGGGCUUCAAGCGGUCACGAACGUAGUGGUUCAUCUUCUAAUCAUAAUUAA
Molecule: messenger RNA, 3228 nt
Organism: Meira miltonrushii
Lineage: Eukaryota; Fungi; Basidiomycota; Exobasidiomycetes; Exobasidiales; Brachybasidiaceae
Exons: 2
Coding region: 1-3228 (1075 amino acids)
Biological process (GO): transmembrane transport
Cellular component (GO): membrane
Molecular function (GO): ABC-type transporter activity; ATP binding; ATP hydrolysis activity
Source: RefSeq, a predicted model, not a curated record